AGAAAGACUUAAAUGCAAGAAUAAGAAGAUGACGUCGACUAAGAAUAAAGAACCAUCAAUUAAAGGUGCUCCAAAAACUAGUCCACAAAGCAUCACGAAUUGGUAUUUAACUGUCUUUAUAGUCAUAGUAGUAGCCACAGCAGCCACACGAUUCUAUAAAGUCACAGAGCCUGAUCAUGUUUGCUGGGACGAGACACAUUUUGGUAAGAUGGCAAGUUGGUACAUCAACAGGACAUUCUUCUUCGAUGUUCAUCCACCCCUUGCCAAAAUGAUGAUUGCAUUGUCUGGAAAGUUAACGGGAUAUAACGGAACAUAUCCAUUCGAUAAACCUUCCGAUAAAUAUAAUGGAACUAAAUAUGAAGGAAUGAGAAUUUUCUGCACAUUUUUGGGAGCAGCAAUCGUUCCGAUGAGCUAUGAAACUGUUUAUGAUUUAACUGGUUCUGUAUUAGCUGCUUUUGUUGGUGCUGUCUAUUUGAUAUUUGACGUUGGCAUGAUAACACUCAAUCAGUACAUUCUCCUAGAUCCACCACUUUUAUGCUUUAUGACAGCGAGUCUCAUGGGAAUGGUAAAAGUUUCAAAAUACACAACAAGUGGUCGGAGUUUCACAACUCGAUGGUGGCAAUGGCUAGUAUUUACUGGAACGAUGAUUGCAUGCACAAUAAGUGUCAAAUUUGUUGGUCUUUUCAUCGUUCUACUCGUUGGUCUACAAACAAUCAGUGAUUUGUGGAUUGUUCUCGGUGAUUUAUCGAAGCCAAUUUUUUAUUCAAUUAAGCAAUUUAUGGCACGAGCAGUGACAUUAAUAAUAUGGCCAAUUUUUCUCUACGUCUUAUUCUUCUACAUUCAUUUGUCGGUGCUGAAUAAAAGUGGAAAUGGAGAUGGAUUUUAUAGUUCUGGAUUUCAGAGUCGAUUAAUUGGUAAUUCAUUGUAUAAUGCAUCAAUGCCAAGAAAUGUAGCAUAUGGAGCUGUAAUUACUUUAAAAAAUCACAAGACUGGCGGUGGAUAUCUUCAUUCUCAUUUCCAUUUAUAUCCAAAAGCAUUUGGGGCAAGACAACAACAAGUCACAACGUAUACACACAAGGAUGAUAACAAUAAAUGGAUAAUUAAGCCAUACGACAAAGAAUCCUAUGGAGAGAAAAAUGUCACUUUGGUAAAACACGGUGACCUGGUGAGACUCGAACAUUUACAGACGAGAAGAAAUUUACAUGCUCAUAAUGAAAAGGCACCAAUAACUGUUAAGCAUUUUCAAGUGACUGGAUAUGGUGAGAAUGGAACCGGCGAUGCAAAUGACAUCUUCAAAGUAGUCAUUCUCAAUGGAAGAGAGAACGACCCAAUACAGACAGUGAGUACAAAGUUUAAGCUCAUUCAUUACUUUCAACAUUGUGCCGUGACAUCGUCUGGCAAGCAAUUGCCAAAAUGGGGCUUUGAGCAACAAGAAGUUUCGUGCAAUCCCAACUUGAGAGACAAGAAUGCAUUGUGGAAUGUUGAAGAUAAUUAUUUUGAAUUAUUGCCAAAUGUGAGCUUUCACGUUUAUGCUCCAGGAUUUUUUGCUCGCUUCUUUGAAUCGCAUGCGGUUAUGCUGCAAGGCAAUGCUGGCUUGAAGCCAAAAGAAGGAGAAGUGACCAGUCGUCCAUGGCAGUGGCCAAUUAACUAUAAGGGUCAAUAUUUCAGCGGAGGAAAUUACCGCAUCUACUUGCUAGGAAAUCCAAUUAUAUGGUGGAGUAACCUCGCUUUUCUUGGACUAUUUUUAUUAACACUCAUCAUAGCUGCUAUAAAACACCAACGUGGAUACGAUGCAAAUGAAAAAUCUGAAGUUGGAGAAAAUAAAUGGCGUUCAUUACAAGCUGGCGUUUGGCUGUUUGCCGGAUGGAUUUUACAUUAUUUACCUUUCUGGGCCAUGGGACGUGUGCUAUAUUUUCAUCAUUACUUCCCUGCUAUUAUUUUCAACUCAAUGUUAACAGGCGUAAUGUUUAACUAUCUCAUUGAGCGAAUGCCAAGUUGGAUAAAGCAAAUAGCACUUGGCACCAUUCUCGGCAUCAUUCUCUACAGUUUUAAAUUAUUUUAUCCGCUUGCGUAUGGAUUUUCCGAUGCAUCUACCGAGAAAAACUCAACAAUGUAUGGAUUACGUUGGAUGGAAUCAUGGGAAUUUUAGAUCCGCUUUUUCUAUUUCCCUUCUGCUUUGUAUGUGCAUGUGAUUAAGGAUUAUGAUUUAUAGAACCACUACCGUACAUAUGGAUGUAGCAAUGUAUUAGUAAACAGCAUAAAAAAAAAUAUACUCAAUGAUUUUUAGAUAAAUUUUUUAUUGCAAUAAAAUGUCAGCAGUCAAGUACUGCAUAGGUUUUAAAUAAUUUAUUUAGUUCAAAAUUGAAUUUAUUCAUGAUCAACAUAGGAAAGAGUCAAGCAAAUAUUUAUGAUUAUUAAUGUAUAAUUAUGGUACGUUUGAUACUCCACAUAAUUAUUUAUUCGUCGCUUGGCUAUUUCGUGGUUUCAUUUUAUGGCAUUUUGUUCUGUACUGAAAUUAUUUCUUUCGUACUGAAUUAUUG
Chironomus riparius is the source of this 2540-nucleotide messenger RNA. Lineage: Eukaryota; Metazoa; Arthropoda; Insecta; Diptera; Chironomidae. The record is from the annotation of a GenBank genome assembly.